This is a messenger RNA of Mus caroli (Ryukyu mouse), 2236 nucleotides long. RefSeq names its product RNA guanine-7 methyltransferase (gene Rnmt). Gene Ontology annotation, biological process: 7-methylguanosine mRNA capping. NCBI's taxonomy places the organism in Eukaryota, Metazoa, Chordata, Mammalia, Rodentia, Muridae. Gene Ontology annotation, cellular component: nucleus. The record is from RefSeq and is a predicted model, not a curated record. Gene Ontology annotation, molecular function: mRNA 5'-cap (guanine-N7-)-methyltransferase activity.
CGCCGGGACUCCUGGCUGGGAUCGUUCCCCGUUAGCCUCCUGCCUCCAGUCCUUGCUUGGUGGGAUUUAUUGUGCCCAUAGCCGGAAGCAGUGUGGCUACUGCUUGUCUUGAGACGAUUACUUCUUUUUCCUCCCAAUGUACACAUGUGCCCCAGAAUAUAUUUGAAAGAGAUUUAAAGUGCCGAUUGAUGAGGCUUUGCUGUCAGUUCAAGUAACGAGAAAUGGAAGGGUCUGCGAAAGCGUCAGUCACUUCUGAGCCAGAGUCCCCUCCAGGUGGUAAUGAGCCCGCUGCUGCCUCUGGGCAGAGGCUUCCUGAAAAGACUCCUCCAUGCCAGCAAGUAGAUCAGCCAAAAACGCAGAAGGAGUUUGGGGAUGAUCUUGUAGAGCAAAAUUCGAGUUAUGUGCAAGAUUCUCCAUCCAAGAAAAGGAAACUUGAUGUUGAAAUCAUCUUAGAGGAAAAGCACUCUGAGGAUGAUGGAGGCUCGGCAAAGAGAAGCAAACUGGAGAGAGGUGACGUGUCGGAAGAUGAGCCUUCCCUUGGUAGGCUUAACCAGACCAAGAGAAAACUGCAACCUCAGGACGCUGAGGUACCGCGGAAGUUGCAGAAGCUGGAGGAAGGACACAGCUCAGCCGUGGCUGCCCACUAUAAUGAGCUUCAGGAAGUUGGCCUGGCGAAGCGUAGUCAAAGUCGAAUUUUUUACCUAAGAAACUUCAAUAAUUGGAUUAAAAGUAUUCUGAUUGGGGAAAUUUUAGAAAAGGUACGACAAAGAAAAACCCGUGACAUCACUGUUUUGGACCUGGGAUGUGGAAAAGGUGGAGACUUGCUCAAGUGGAGGAAGGGGAGAAUUAGCAGGCUAGUGUGUGCUGAUAUCGCUGAUAUUUCUAUGAAGCAAUGCCAACAGCGCUACGAAGACAUGAGAUGUCGUCGCGAUAAUGAGCAUAUUUUUAGUGCAGAAUUUAUAACUGCUGACUGUUCAAAGGAACUUUUGGUUGAAAAAUUCCGUGACCCAGAAAUGUACUUUGAUGUCUGCAGCUGUCAGUUUGCUUGCCAUUACUCCUUUGAGUCCCAGGAGCAGGCAGAUACGAUGCUUAGAAAUGCCUGCGGGAGGCUUAACCCUGGUGGCUAUUUUAUUGGUACCACUCCCAAUAGCUUCGAACUGAUAAGACGCCUGGAAGCUUCAGAAACAGAAUCAUUUGGAAAUGAAAUAUACACUGUGAAAUUCCAGAAGAAAGGAAAUUAUCCUUUAUUUGGCUGCAAAUAUGACUUUAACUUGGAAGGUGUUGUGGAUGUCCCUGAAUUCUUGGUCUAUUUUCCAUUGCUAACUGAAAUGGCAAAGAAGUAUAAUAUGAAACUAAUCUACAAAAAAACAUUUUUGGAAUUCUAUGAAGAAAAGAUUAAAAACAAUGAAAACAAAAUGCUCUUAAAACGAAUGCAGGCCCUGGAGCAAUACCCUGCACAUGAGAACUCUAAACUUGCCUCUGAAAAGGUGGGUGAUUACACGCAUGCAGCAGAGUACCUGAAGAAGAGCCAAGUGAGGUUACCUCUGGGAACCUUAAGUAAGUCAGAAUGGGAAGCUACAAGUAUCUACUUGGUCUUUGCCUUUGAGAAGCAGCAGUGAGCACGUUGCUUUAGAGCAGCACUCACUCCAUCCUCCCAGGUGGAGCAGACCAUCUCAGAAACAUUUGACAGCUGUUUGUGUAUUUUAAUAGUAAGUUCUCAAUGUGUAGGAUGCUGCCACAAACUCCAGUGUAUGAAUUUGACACUUACUGUCUGUGACAGAUUAGCCUAAUGUGUGUACAUAGGGAUGAGUCGUCUUGAAGAUCUAUUUUUAAGUACUGUUGUAAUUGUUCCCCUCUACUGUCAAAACUCUAGCAAGGCAUGUCAGAGCAGCUGACCUCCCCAGUGCUGUGAUGUCAGAGCAGCUGACCUCCCCAGUGCUGUGAUGUCAGAGCAGCUGACCUCCCCAGUGCUGUGAUGUCAGAGCAGCUGACCUCCCCAGUGCUGGGAUGUGUGCUGUGUUUACAGAGCUGGAUUGACAGUCACUAGAACUGGCAGAGGAACGUUCCUGUUUCGUUACAGUGUUUUUCAAGAUUUAAUGGAUUGUGUUCUGUAUACUUGAAUGUAAGUGUUCAAUAUAUAUUGCUAAAGUUAUAAGAUUAAAUUUUGAUUUUAGAUUGUCCUAAGAGCUACCUGGCUAGAUUUUGACUGUGUUUCAAUAAAAUAACUAUUUGCUAA